This is a messenger RNA of Paramacrobiotus metropolitanus, 1890 nucleotides long. RefSeq lists its product as uncharacterized. Bases 1 to 1809 code for a protein of 602 amino acids. The transcript has 6 exons. NCBI's taxonomy places the organism in Eukaryota, Metazoa, Tardigrada, Eutardigrada, Parachela, Macrobiotidae. Gene Ontology annotation, molecular function: protein binding. The record is from RefSeq and is a predicted model, not a curated record.
AUGAACGCUACACCACGAUAUCUUCGGCAUUUGCUUUCCGGUGCACGCCAAACCAGUUACGGGAAUACGGUGCUGGUAAAGCGUGAUAACGGGCAGUGGUGGCUCGGUUACGUGCAGGAUAUCGAGGCCGACAAUUUCUUCAUUGAUUUCGAUGCCAGCACUAUCAGCGCCCAGUGGAUUCACACCAGCCAUUUGUGGCCCCACCAUAUCCCGGGGAUGUUCCGCGGCCAUUCGGAGAUGGUGGCGCUGCGCGACGAGAUCGUGCGUGUGAACGAAGAAAGUAGUGAUACUCCGGAGCAGAGUCCUCAGACGUCCACUCUUCACCUUGUACAUCAUACGCAGUUCGCCAGUGCGCCAUAUGAAAGCGACUGCUUCUUCGGAAGGACUACCUGGAUUCUGUACAAGAAGCAUGUCAUCAGUUACCCCAAAGCUCAUCUGCUGCGGGAAGUGGAUUUCCUACCGACGUUCCUGGCCAAUGAAUCACGACACCGAGGGUGUGACGAGGUGUACGGUUUCCGUGUCGGUUGCCGGGUGUUUGUGCGAGCGGACAGUGAUACGAUCACCUUCAUUUGCGCCGAAGUGCACGGUGAAACCAACCGCAACAAUGUGUGGGCGAACGAGAAUGCAGCGCACAGUAGUAUGUUCUGGAAUGAAGACGCCCUGAAGGAAGCCUGCGAAAAUUACCUCACUGCGCAACUGGCGGAGCAGUCAGAUCUUGUACAAGUACCUCCAAUCUCGCUUCCGCAAGGUUUGGUUGAACCGGUCAUCAAUGAUUUGCCGCAUCCGAUCUUGGCGUGGAUUCUGCUAAAUCUGGAUGUCGAUUCUCAACUGAAAACACACCGGGUGUGCGCGCAGUGGAGGCUUCUUUUGUUGGAACAGGACUGGCACCGGCAUAUCAUUUUCGACAGCCCAGGAAUGUGCACAAUAAAAUCAUACGAUGAACAGCGUGUUGUGGACAAGUAUUAUCGCUCCUUUAAAUUCAUGACAAUUCUGAACCACACCGUUAAUGAGAACACGCAAACGCUAGCGCUUAUUGACGAAGGGGAAUACGGCCGGAGUUCUAACUGUAGUUUUGAUAUCCAAGAUAAAAUGUGGGGUAUCAAGAUAUUAUUGAAAACCAAAAGCAUUUGCUUGCCGCGGAUCAUUAUUUUGAACGGUUCGGACGCUGCCCGUACAUCAUCGUUUUCCCUUUUGGCACUUAACCGCAAUAACGAUACUGGGGAGUACGAAUGCCAUGCGCUGUCGAAGCUCAUGAAGGUCUGCGAGGAGCUCCUGCUGAUCAAUUACAACGCAUCAGAAGCCAUCAACGGAUCAGCGUUUUCCAUAUUAUGCAAAGACCAAGCACACAUGAUGCUUCGCGAAAGGGAUUUGAUACGACUUCGCGAUUACGUGCGGCCAGAUGUUAUCAUUCCGUUUUUGCGCUUUCGCUCCACGGAAACGGCCGCUGAACAGUGCCGACGCUUUUUGGCCGCCGCGAAUGACAAUUGUCCGCCGAUUACGCAGCAUGUGCGUGAAAAGGUCACAGCCAUACAUGCGCGCUGGUUGCGAACGUUUAAAUAUCCUGAAGAAUGGAGCCGUAUACCCAUUUUCCUUGAGAUUUUCAAUAGUUUCGGUCCGGAUGAAAAUCGCGUACGAUGGGACACAAUGGAUCUCCGUCAACUGGACAUUUCCGCUUUGUCCAGGGUAACAUUCGCAGCUUUGGACGGAUGCUUGCAAAUCAGACAGAUUACAACAAAAUCAGAAGAAGCCGAGGAGGAUCCUGGCUUGUUCAGUUUUUUCUGUUGUUUCUUAGGCUGUAAAAAGGAAUAAUUUUAAUUAUGCUUUAUUUUCUCAAACUGAUAACCUUAAUCCUUGAACUGCUGUUAAUAAAUUCCUAUGGUUGUGUUUUCG